AUUCUUGAUCCUCUUGUCCAAUUUUUAGUUCAAGGAGCUGUUGGGGGGUCGUACCACAGUUGUAUAUUUAUUGGUGGACAUUUUGAUCUUUGGUUGUGGUGGUCUGGGGCUCUUAGUUGUUUGGUUCUUAGCUUCAUUCCUCUUCUUGUAGGUAGGGCUUUUGUGCAUUAUAUGUAUGCUUUUUUGUAAGAGUGAAAUCCAAACUAAAGAGCAUGCAGAAGGAUAACACUAGCACCCCAUUAACACCAACUGGUCGGGUUCGACAUCGAAGACGUUCAAAUGAGGUUGUUCCAGAUGUUAGUAUAGCCAAUGGAGGCAAUUUACUUGUUGAUGACAGUAACAAGUACAGGUCUAUGUGGAUACGGGCAUGCUCUUCUGUUUGGAUGAUUGGGGGAUUUGCAUUCAUUAUAUAUAUGGGUCAUCUCUGUAUUACUGUUAUGAUAGUUGUUAUCCAAAUCUUUAUGGCGAAAGAGUUGUUCAACCUACUAAGGCGAGACCAUGAAGAGAGGCAUCUCCCAGGAUUUAGGCUGUUAAAUUGGCUCUUCUUCUUCACUGCCAUGUUAUUUGUAUAUGGUCGCAUUCUCAGUCAACGGCUUUUUAAUACUAUAACUUCGGACAACUUUCUCCAUCAGUUUGUUAGCAGCCUUAUCAAGUAUCAUAUGGUUAUCUGCUACACCUUAUAUAUCGCAAGUUUGUUGUUUUGUGUGGUUCAUCAUUACAUUGAAGAAGAAGAGGAUGUACAAAUAUCAAUUUGGUUUCUUCUUCCAGCAACACUUAUAGUUAUCAACGACAUUGCUGCAUAUUUCUUUGGGUUCUUUUUUGGAAGAACCCCAUUGAUCAAAUUAUCUCCAAAAAAAACAUGGGAGGGAUUCAUUGAUGCUUCUGUUACAACUGUCAUAUCUGCAUUUUUGAUACUUAAUCAGUAG
Messenger RNA from Humulus lupulus (European hop), 926 nucleotides. RefSeq names its product phosphatidate cytidylyltransferase 1-like. Gene Ontology annotation, molecular function: phosphatidate cytidylyltransferase activity. Gene Ontology annotation, cellular component: endoplasmic reticulum membrane. The transcript has 7 exons. The record is from RefSeq and is a predicted model, not a curated record. Bases 213 to 926 code for a protein of 237 amino acids. NCBI's taxonomy places the organism in Eukaryota, Viridiplantae, Streptophyta, Magnoliopsida, Rosales, Cannabaceae.